Danio rerio (zebrafish) is the source of this 5243-nucleotide messenger RNA. The record is from RefSeq and is a predicted model, not a curated record. NCBI's taxonomy places the organism in Eukaryota, Metazoa, Chordata, Actinopteri, Cypriniformes, Danionidae.
UUCUCCUCCCACGAGCCAAGAACGUCCGUACGUUUUCACGCAUGCGCGCCAGGAUUUAUGUCAAGGCACAAAAGUGGCGCUCUACCGUCUCCAGCUCUACUCCGGUGGUUGCCUAAGCAAUGGAUGGAGAUUUGGAAGCCAGAGCAGAUGUUGAGGAGGCAUGUACAGUCACAGGGGAGGAGGAGGGUCAAAUGGAAACCACGCCCGAAAUAGAGCCGUCUCCAUCUGCAGAAGAGUCACAGACAGCACCAGACCUGCCCACAGCCUCGGAAGACAAUGAUGACGAUGUGGUAUUGGUAGAAGAGCCUCCUGCUCACUCUCAGGGGAAAGUACAGCCCCCCAUCUCCACACCUGCAGAAACCCUCGAUGCUGCCAAAGACUGUGCGGAGUCGGCUACCACGGCAACAGCUCCCUCCAAAUCUCCCAGUCCUCCCUCCUCUGCAGCUACCAGUGGCACAACUGCAUCCACCACGGCCAAAAGCCAAAGCGAGCCAAUCGUUAUUGACGACGAGGAGGAUUCAGAGCUCAAGGGCACCGCCUCUUCCUCCGUGCCGCCCCCUGAGGUGGAGGAUGCCCUGAGCAGCACAGAGCCUGACUCUGAAAUCCAAAUUGCCAGUGUUACCACGCUGGGUACGGACUCUUCAGCGGUUGCCAUGGAUACGUCAACAGCAUCGCCACUGGCGCUGUGUGCUCAAGAGGAUAUAAACCUCAUGAUCACGAAUGUGACAUCGCUGAAAGACGGGGAUGGUCCAGCGGCGGCCCCUUUGGAGGAACUGGAGGGGGCUGAGAACGGACUGCAGAUAAGCAGUGCAUUCAGCCUGAACCCAGAGGCCCAGCAGAACCAGGGUACAACCGGCAGACCUUCACCCACGUUCAACCCAGGACGCAUUAGUGCCGCGAGCCAGCCUGUGCAGAAUGGAGAAACGGGGACACACCAGAGAUCUGAUUCAUGGAUCUCCCAAUCGGCGUCUUUUCCACGUAAUCAGAAGCAGCCUGGAGUGGACUCACCAUCCCCUGCAGCUCCUCUACCCAAACCUCCCUGCCAGUCCUCAGGAUCCCAGCAGCCACCGCGCACCAUGAAAGUCACAUGCGCCAACUGUAAGAAACCUUUGAAGAAAGGCCAGACUGCGUACCAGCGCAAAGGCUCAUCCCACCUGUUCUGCUCAACAACCUGCCUGUCUGCCUUUUCCCAUAAGCCCGCUCCCAAAAAGAGCUGCACCAUGUGCAAGAAAGACAUAACCAAUAUGAAAGGAGGCACCAUAGUGGCCCAGGUGGACUCCAGUGAAUCAUUUCAGGAGUUCUGUAGCACAGGCUGCCUGGCAGCUUAUGAAAACAAACAAAAUCCUCAGAAGAACCAGAUUAAAACAAAGUGCACCGUCUGUGGAAAACUCACUGAGAUUCGGCAUGAGGUGAGCAUCAAGAAUGUGACUCACAAGAUUUGCAGUGAUGCGUGCUUUAAUCGCUACCGUAUGGCUAACGGGCUAGUCAUGAACUGCUGCGAACAGUGUGGGAACUACCUGCCUAGUCGUGCCACGGCGAACCACGUUUUACUCAUAGACGGCCAGCAGAAACGCUUUUGCUGUCAAAAUUGCAUCAGGGACUAUAAACAGACUCAUGGAAAGAUAGUGCAGUGUAGUGGGUGUAAGGUGAUGUGCAGGUCAUUUGAUGCCACUCAGUGCAUCGGGGCAAAUGGAGCCAUGGAGUCUUACUGCACCACAGCCUGUAUGACCAAGAGCAAAUUCACAGCUGCUGCACAGAAUUCUGAGCCAUCGUGCCACUUCUGUAAGAGAAAUGCAUUACCUCAGUAUCAGGCAACUUUACCUGAAGGAAAGGUUUUGAGCUUUUGCAGUUCACAGUGUGUCACCAAGUUUCAGAAUGCCACAAUCCAAACAUCAACCAAUGGGCAACUUCCUGCUUCAGCUUCUGAAGACAUCCAGCUGAAGUGUAACUAUUGUCGCAGUUCUUUCAGCCUGAAGCCAGAGGUUCUGGAAUGGGAGGAUAAGGUGUAUCAGUUCUGCAGCAAGACCUGUUGUGAGGACUACAAGAAGCUCCACUGCAUCGUGACGUUCUGCGAGUUCUGUCAGGAAGAGAAGACUCUGCAUGAGACUGUGAAGUUCUCGGGGGUGAAGAGACCCUUCUGUAGUGAAGGCUGUAAGUUACUGUUCAAGCAGGAUUUCAUCAGGCGUCUGGGUCUGAAGUGUGUGACUUGCAACCACUGUACACAGAUGUGCAAGAAAUCUGUCACUAAACAGAUAGACGGAGUCAGCCGGGACUUCUGCAGCGAGACCUGUGCUAAGAAGUUUCACGACUGGUACUACAAGGCGGCGCGCUGUGACUGCUGUAAGGUACAGGGGAACCUGACGGAGUCUGUACAGUGGCGUGCAGAGUUAAAGCAGUUCUGUGACCAGCAGUGUCUCCUGCGCUUCUACUGCCAACAGAACGAGCCCAACAUGGCUACACAGAAAGGCCCAGAAAACACUGCUUUAGGGUUUGGAGGACCAACCCAAACAUCCAAAAUGGGCCCUGUAUCGUACGCUGGCGGAGGGAUCCUGAAGGAUGUGAAGAAUAAAGCUGUGCUCUGUAAGCCCCUCACCAUGACCAAGGCCACAUACUGUAAACCUCACAUGCAGAGCAAACCACUGCAGACAGAUGAGGCAGAUCUGGAGAGCUCAGGAAAGGAGUACAUUCCUAUUCCGAUCCCUGUUCCUGUUUACGUCCCAGUACCCAUGAACCUCUAUUCUCAGGCCACGCCCACUUCUUUUGCAAUACCUGUACCGGUGCCUGUGCCAGUGUUUCUACCAACCACGCUGCAGAACGCUGAGCAGAUUGUGAAGACCAUCAGAGAGCUCAAAGCCAAAGUUCCUUCUGAUCCUCUAGAAGCCGAUCUAAUAGCGAUGGCAGAAGUGAUUGCACAAGAAGACGAGAAACCUAAAUGCUCAAACAUCAAAUGUGAAAAGGGCAGCAGUGAAGAGAAGAUGGAAAUUGUAAAACAGGAAAACGGUAGCGGGAGCUCAGAAGAGGAGGAGGAAGACAAGUAUGAACCAGAUUUGGACCUGGAGAAGGACCUACCCCUUGCAUCAGAGCCCGUUUUAGUUGAGCGUCUGGAUACAGAAACACUCUUCUCAUUGCCUCCAGUCCUGGCUGAGGAAAAAGAAAAGACACCUCGAACCAGAACAAGGAGAAGGGGCCAGAAGAGGCGGGCAGUAGAGGAAGAGUCUUCAUCCUCGUUGUCUUCUUCUCCAGCAGCAGAGUCCUCAGCAGUUGACAGCUCUUUCCCCUUAAGCUCCAGAUAUGGCUUAAACGCAUGGAGAAGAUGGGCCACAACUGAAGACUCACCGUCCAAAGGAAAGGAGAGCCAGAAACAAGCAGUUAGUUUAAAAAGCAGUCUCCUGUCCCUGAGCCAAGAAGAGUUGAAUCAGUCUUUAUCCCGGUUUGUCAAAGAAGUACGUCGUCCCAAUGGUGAACACUACAGUCCAGACAGCCUCCUUUACCUCUGUCUGGGUAUCCAGAAGCAUUUGCAGGACAAAGGAAGGACAGAUGACCUCUUUAAUGACUCACAGUAUGAAAUGUUUGGGGAGGAACUGAACAAGCUCCUCAAAGACUGGCAACCCAGUGUUCUUCCGGAUGGUUCUCGGUGGAGUCGUGUUGAAGAGCAAUAUCUGUGGAGCAGCGGACAGCUUGGAGAACAGGCGCCUUCUGUCCUGCUGAGAUCUGUAUUCUAUCUCAACACCAAAUACUUUGGUCUUCGCACCCCAGAACAGCACUUACGCCUCUCAUUUGCAAACGUCUAUGGCCCAAGCAGCUCGAAACCGCACAGCCAUGAGACCACCGUCUGUAUACGCAUCCCCUCCAUCUCACAGGAGCAGCAUGAGCAAUCAGGAAGUAAGAGAAGACGUAAAGAUUACUGUGACUCAAAUUUUGAUUCAGACAGCGGUUCAGGGGGAUCCGCACACUGUCCUGUUAAGAAGCAUGAGUGCCGACUGUAUGAGCUUUACCUUUCGAAGUGCCCAGAGUCUGUGAGACAGAGGACAGAUUUUUUUUACAUGAAGCCAGAGGUGUCUGCGUCGUCGGAUAGUCCGCUGUGGUUCAGCUCGACGCCUCUGGAGAAGAGUGUGCUGAGCAGGCUCCUGACUCGAGCGCUGCUGGUCAGAGAGGUCUAUAAAGACAACCAGCCUGAAGAGGACGCAGCCUAGAGGCCGAUGCACUGAAGACUUCUAACUAUGCUAUCAUGACACCCUGUGCAUCACCAAACCAGCUGCUUUCCACACCACACCCUGUCACGCUCCCUUUAAACACACUGAUCCCAGUACAGUUAUGACAUGAGUCCAGUCAGGAUGGACAUCGAUGGGAUUAUGCUGAUUCUGGUCAGUCUUCCCAAAGACCUUGAUUCAGACGAGUAGAUUUUUUUUCCCCCACCAUGAACGUGACUUACAGUAUGCUGCUUUCUUCUUUAUUUUCCCCCCCUCUCUUCCCUAUUUGUUGGAAACUUUUGUUGAUGUAGCAUUUCUUCUUGUCAGAGUCUAGUCUGUUAGCAGACGAAACACACAGGAACUUUAGGCUGUAAUGGAGGUGAUGAGGAUGUAUUCGUUUCUUCCUGCCCAACAAAGCCUUCUAAAGAUAAAAUUUUAUUUAUUACUGCUGAUCGACGUGUUAAAGACGAGAGUCUGAGAUUUUGAGAUGACAGGGCAGGGUGUGUGUUGGACACUGCCAUGUGUGCAAUUUCUCUGGCCUUCCAUAAGAGCAUUAAAACCUGCUGCAGCCCCGGACCUCUUAUUUGUGCGAGCGGUGUGUCUGUAAAUGUGAGUGCAUCUUUUUUCCCUCUCCUUUCUUGUUGUUUUGGAGUGAAUUGGACAGGAGGUGGUCCUGCGCAGUCAAUACAUUAUUGGCAUUGAACCUUUAAGUGUGAAACUAUUCCUCUGAACAAUCAAGUAUAUGAAAUUUGACUCUGAACUUCAUUUGCAGCGUUAUGCUGAUUGCAGAUAAGCGGAGAUGCAUUGUCAAUGUUUAAACAUUGUCAUAGGAUUUGCUCUGUAGCCUUCCUGGAGCUGAGAGUCAUUUGAAGGAUGUGCGUGAGCACAACGAUCAUUAAAUGUUACGUUUAAAACACUUAGCUUAUGCAAGAGUGAAAGUGAUUUAUUUAUAAAGUGAAAGUCAGCCGGGUUUUUCUUGUCAUGGUUUUUAUGGUUAUUUUCCUUGACCCUUUUCUACCAAUAAAUUACAAUCUUAUUUGUUGUCUCAUAAUG